Molecule: messenger RNA, 1756 nt
Organism: Mangifera indica (mango)
Lineage: Eukaryota; Viridiplantae; Streptophyta; Magnoliopsida; Sapindales; Anacardiaceae
Exons: 12
Coding region: 193-1509 (438 amino acids)
Cellular component (GO): mitochondrion
Molecular function (GO): protein binding
Source: RefSeq, a predicted model, not a curated record
UUAUGCUGCUUGCUUUGUUCUCUUUUGUGUAUAAGAAGCGAUUUCAAUAGAAUGGGGAACCCAUGAAGCCCACUAAUCUCUUCAAAAGAAACGAUGUCGUUCAGAGGAACUCACCUAUGCAUCUCCACCUUCUAAACCCCUUCAACUCUGUUAGGGUUUUGAACGCAACGUACUGAAAUAAUCAAAUGAGCGAUGAUUCGCACCGCAAUUAAGCUGUCAACAUCAGCGACUACCGUUUAUCGAGUCAGUCGGUUGCUUCCGGGAGCCUCCUCCUAUGAACCCGUUCUACUCUCUGCCGCAGCACCGCCGUUGAGAUUACUCCAUGAUGGAACCGAUAUCAACCGCUCAAAUUUUGAUCCUGUUGUUUUUCAGAUGAUAAAUUACGCUCUCUCUCAUGCCAGGUCUCAGAAAGCAGAUGAAUCGUACGCACAAGGUUUGCUUGUGCUUGAGCAGUGCUACUAUACUCAGCCAAGUGAAGGCCGAAAUGCGCAAAAUUGGAGGGGAGCUGUAUUACUCGCUAUGUCUACUUUAUUAUAUGAAAGAGGGAAUUUAGCAGAGGCAAUAGACAAGCUACAGAAAGUUGAAACUUUAAAACAAUCUUCGCUUGGAGUAAGAGUUGCUGCUGUGGAAGCCCUUGUUGGACUCCAUUUACAGUUGGAGCAGGAUGAUACUUCGUCAGUGGUCGCAGACAAAUUCUUAGAAGUUUUGAGAAAACAGAAACCAGAAAGUAGUGGAGGUGAUUAUGCAGCUGUAAACUCUCGUGCUAAUGCAGUAAAAGGGCUGGUUGAGCUUGUCCAUGGGGAUAUUGAAUCAGCUGAAUCAUUCUUCCAAAGACUUGAAAUGAAUGUGGGUUGUACUGGCAGUGCUGCAUUAUCAUGUGGAGAAUACUUGCAUGUCAUGCGGAACUUUCCGUUGGCUAAGGAGUUUUACCAGAAAGUGAUAGAAGUUUUGACUGAGAAAAAAGACUUUAGUGAUACAAAUGCCUUAGGAUCAUGUAAUAUGACUUUGGAAGAAGCAUCCUUGGCAGCUACCUUUGGUCUAGGACAGCUUGAGGGACACAUGGGGAACUUUGGUGAUGCUGAGGAGAUACUGACGAGGGCAUUAACUAAAACUGAGGAACUUUUUGGCUCCCACCACCCAAAGGUUGGUGUUGUUUUGACUGCUUUGGCUCUCAUGUUUCGGAAUAAAGCAAUGCAAGAGCGUUCAAGUGCUCUUUUGGUUCAAGAGGGCCUUUAUAGAAGGGCACUAGAACUUCUGAAAGCUCCACCAUUGGAUUCUGAAGGUUCUGAGACAAAAGUGGAUAGAAGAGAUAUAGUGGCCCUUGCAAGAGGUGGAUAUGCAGAAGUGCUGCGUGUUCAGCAGAACAGAAAGGAUGAAGGGGAGAGAAUGAAAAGUUGGGCAGAAGCUACAUGGAGAAACCACCGCAUGUCACUGGCUGAGGCCCUGAAUUUUUCAGAGCCAUCAAAUCAAGUGACUGUUUUAGAUGCUCGAACCAGCCGGGCCAUGUAAUCAUCUUUUUCCGGGUUCAGUUUUUGUAGAUUGCAAGGCAAUAGAAAAUUUGCCACUAAACAAAUGGAGAGCUCAAUCUUCACAUAUUGUGGCAUGAGUUCUGCGCAUGGUCUCUUGCUUUAUUUAUGGACAAACCCAAUGGCAUCUCUCAUUUUUGUUGUCUGUAAUAUUCUUGUAUUAACUUGACCUCUGAAACCGUCAAACCGAAUUUCAUGGUGAAUAAUUUAGCAUUGUUUUAUUCUUUUAA